Messenger RNA from Melospiza melodia melodia, 6646 nucleotides. RefSeq names its product aspartate beta-hydroxylase (gene ASPH). Gene Ontology annotation, cellular component: membrane; endoplasmic reticulum. The transcript has 27 exons. Lineage: Eukaryota; Metazoa; Chordata; Aves; Passeriformes; Passerellidae. Gene Ontology annotation, biological process: peptidyl-aspartic acid hydroxylation. The record is from RefSeq and is a predicted model, not a curated record. Gene Ontology annotation, molecular function: protein binding; peptidyl-aspartic acid 3-dioxygenase activity. The coding region runs from base 251 to 2581 and encodes 776 amino acids.
UCAGAACUAGAUUGCCAUAUGAGUUCUGAAAAGCGUUUGGCUCCUGAGGAUAACUGCUCUAAAAAUAGAUUUGGAGGAGAGGUUUCUCUUGGGUCCAGUUUCAGGUUCCAGCUGAGCUGGCUUUAGGAAACCUGUUUGCUCCUGUUGCAAACAGGAGGAUAACUGAGGAUAUUUCUUAUUCUGCCUUCAGCAUUAAUUUUUGGAUAUACUGACACACUCGCUCUGUUGGUGGAAAUCGAGCACUAAUGUUAUGGCUGACGACACAGAGACUAAGCAUGGAGGAGGCAAGAAUGGAAAGAAAGAAGGCCUCUCUGGAAGCUCAUUUUUCACCUGGUUUAUGGUAAUUGCUUUGCUGGGAGUUUGGACAUCAGUUGCAGUUGUCUGGUUUGAACUUGUAGAUUAUGAAGAAGUUCUAGCCAAAGCAAAGGAUUUCCGUUAUAACUUGUCAGAGGUCCUACAAGGAAAGCUUGGGAUAUAUGAUGCUGAUGGAGAUGGAGAUUUUGAUGUGGAAGAUGCUAAAGUAUUGCUAGGCCUUAAAGAAAGAUCUGUCCCAGCACAGCCAGCAUCACCAGAAUCUGAGGAGACUGUCCAGCCUGCUGAAAAGUCAUAUGUUGAAUCAGAGCACAAGACUGCUGAUAUAGAAUUGGAAGAGGAAAUUCAAUCUGUUCUUCAUGAAGCUCUCCACUCCCAUCCUGGAGAAAGACAUGAAGAUAUAGAUGAAAGUGUAAGUGACCGGUGGCAAGCAAAGGAAGAAAUACAUGGAGAAACUUUUGAAGCUCCUGCAACAGAUGACAUGCUCAGAGAAUUUGAGACUGAAAUUUCAGAAGCAUAUGAGACACCAGACUCAGUUCAGAAAGAUGCUGAUCCAAUGGUGGAAGAUGUUGGAGUAGUGGAGUCUGAAUCAUAUGAAAUUCCAGCUAUAGAUGAUUAUGUUGCAGAUUUGGAAGAGAGACUAAGCGAUCCAGACACUCCAGGUGACUCUGAGAUAAUGCCAGAAGAUGCUGUGGAACAUUAUGCAGAGGAUAAAGUGCAUGAAGAUUACAGUGAAGACCAAGAACCAAAACAUGAAAAGCAGACUGAGACUCAAGAUACAGAGGAAGUUAAUGAAGAUUUUGAUAUUGCUAAAGACCUCUCAGGAAUAGAAAGUAAGCAAACAGAAGACGAUGUGGCCAUUGAACCAGAGGAAUCAGAAAAACCUGUUAAAGCUGAAGAUUAUUCAGAUGAUGUUCAAGUAGGGAAAAGUGAAAAAGAAACUGAACAAGACAAAACAGAAAAAGCUAAAAAGAAGAAGAAGCCAAAGCUCUUAAACAAGUUUGAUAAGACCAUAAAAGCUGAACUAGAUGCUGCAGAAAAACUACGUAAAAAAGGGAAAGUUGAAGAAGCUCUAAGGGCCUUUGAAGCAUUAGUGAAUCAAUAUCCACAAAGUCCUCGAGCAAGAUACGGGAAAGCACAGUCUGAAGAUGACUUAGCUGAGAAAAUGAGGAGCAAUGAGAUGCUGCAACAAGCUAUCAACACCUAUGAUGAGGUGGUUAGUCUGCCAAAUGUCCCUUCAGACCUGAUAAAACUGAGCUUGAAGCGAGAAGCAGACAGGCAGCAGUUCCUUGGUCGCAUGAGGGGCUCCCUGGUGACUCUACAGAAAUUAGUUCAGCUGUUUCCCAGUGAGACUUCAUUCAAGAAUGACCUUGGUGUUGGUUACCUCUUGAUAGGAGAUAACAGCAAUGCUAAGAAAGUGUAUGAAGAGGUUCUAAGUCUGGCUCCAAAUGAUGGCUUUGCCAAAGUACAUUAUGGCUUCAUCCUGAAGGCAGAAAACAAGAUAGCAGAGAGCAUACCUUAUCUACAGGAAGGACUGGAGUCUGGUGACCCUGGCACAGAUGAUGGACGUUUUUAUUUUCAUCUGGGUGAUGCAUUACAGAGAAUGGGAGACAAAGAGGCAUACAAGUGGUAUGAGCUUGGGUACCAAAGAGGUCACUUUGCAUCAGUUUGGCAGCGCUCCCUCUACAAUGUCAAGGGACUGAAGGCUCAGCCUUGGUGGACAGCAAGGGAAACUGGAUAUACAGAACUGGUGAAGUCCUUAGAGAAAAACUGGAAGCUCAUUCGGGAUGAGGGUCUUGCUGUGAUGGAUAAAAAACGAAGCCUCUUCCUGCCUGAAGAUGAGAACCUACGGGAGAAAGGAGACUGGAGCCAGUUUACCUUAUGGCAACAAGGAAGAAAAAAUGAGAAUGCUUGUAAAAGUGUUCCGAAAACCUGUGCUUUAUUGGAAAGAUUCCCAGAAGCUACUGGCUGCAGAAGAGGGCAGAUCAAAUAUUCUAUCAUGCACCCAGGGACUCAUGUCUGGCCCCACACAGGGCCCACCAAUUGUCGGCUGAGGAUGCAUUUGGGCUUGGUGAUUCCUAAGGAAGGAUGCAGAAUACGCUGUGCCCAGGAGAACAGAUACUGGGAAGAAGGGAAAGUUCUUAUUUUUGAUGACUCCUUUGAACACGAAGUAUGGCAGGAUGCUGAAAGUUACCGCCUGAUAUUCAUCGUGGAUGUGUGGCACCCUGAGUUAACAGCCCAACAGAGACGUACCCUUCCUGCUAUUUAGGGGUUUCUCCUGAUGUGUGGAGCAGAGGAGUAUUAACUCCUUUGGAGUAUGAAAAUGGGAUUAAUUUAUGCAGCAUACAAAGUAUACAAGCAUUUUAAGGGUAAGAAAAGAUAAGGAUGACAUUCAACAAUCAGAGUGGACUUGGUUUAAAAGCAGAAAGAAGCCAUGUUUUGUUUCAUACUGAUACAGCACUGAUGUGUAUUGUUUUUCUGGCUGCAAGUCUGAAAACACAAGUUUUAUCAGUCAAAAAGCAACAGGUCUGGAUUUUCAAGCUGAGGAAUGUGCAGAUGUUUUUGCCAUGCCUGUAUUUUCUAUACAAAACCAGUCGGUCAGUCAGUCACCUGCUUGACUAUGUUUAAGCACCUGAUUUAUGAUUUUACAUCUAGGGAAUACUUCUUGGCCUUCUGUCUGGGAAGCAACAUGUAAGAUAUUUGCAAACAUAUGCACACAACUGACUUUGAAAAUCAGUAUGCAGGUGUAAUGUUAGCUGCUUUAGGCAUAGAACAUGUCCCUAUGUUAUCACUGUAGAUAAUGUGAAUGGAUUAUAUGUGUUUUGUACUUUUUCUACCUGAGUAACUGUAUUUUUCUAGCUUAAUUAUGAACAAAUCUUCUGUAAUUAACCACUAUUUUUUAAAAAGGUGAUAUAUAUACAAAUGUGUCUCUAGCUAUCAGCAGAAGGAAAACACUAUAUAUGAACAAAUUUAAUUUUUGCCAAGUGUGGCCUUCUUUUGCCUUCCUGGAAAUGUAGACAGAAACUUGCAUAAUAGCUGCCUAGUGAAGCUUUGUUCUUCUAAAACAGAAUAGUUCUCUUAGUUAGCAGGUGACCUGCAGUUUGAUAAUGUGAUUUUGGAAAAUGCUGAGCAAAUCUGACAUUUUGAAGUACUUGACCAUUCUUAGGAUUAUAUGAUGAGCUGCUGUUUCUCCUAUCAUUACAAAAGCUUCUGGUGUGAUAUCCUUCACCCACCAAGGGUCUGGGGCCCCUCCUCCCAGGGGUUCCUCCAUGACUGCCCUUGGGUGAUCAUUCAGCAGGAAAAAAAAUGUAUGAAGAAUUUCUUGUGCUUUGGGCAGAGGGACAAGGUCCAGCUUGGCUUCCUGCCGGAAUGCAGAGCAGACAAAGACCUUCAAGUUAUUAUCUUGUAUUAACUUCCACUGCCAGCAUCCUACAGAGUGCUAGAGUGAUCUUCUAAUUGACCUCAAGGCGUUUUCCUUGUCUUGAAAUGAAUGACAUAAUGCUGAAGUAGUCUGAUCCUGGUACUGUUUACAGUGUACUCUGUGUUUGCCAUACAGAAUUUAUUAUAGAUAAGAAGGCCUAUUUUCAAGAAAGAAAACUAGUUAGAUGUUUAAGCAGAUGGCAGAUCUUUUAGGUCUCUACUGUUUAAUGGGAGCUGGAGUGUGCAGGACCCACCACUUUUAACUUCUAAGAACACUAACAGGAGAGAGAGAGCAGAGCUUGCACUGCUGAUGUUUGUGGCUGGCUGUUAUCUCCUCAGCCACAGUGCCAGCUGGGCGUGGACAGGGGUGCUAGGAUGCUCUGGGCAUCAUUUCUGAGGGUUGUGAGUGACAAACACUAAGCAAGAAGGCACUGAGAUGACUUAUGCUCUGCAGCUUUGACUUUCUGGUCCAAAAGACAUGGAACAGUUUUUGUUUGUGUAGUAUUCAGUGGUUUAUUACUGCAGAGUCUACAUCAUGGCAUUGGAGUAUCGUGACCUGAAUGUCACAUUUGCUGAAGCAAACUGCAGAUAAGAGCUUUGCAUUCCCAUAAAGUGAAUGCUUUUCUGAUUCUUGUAUUUUACUAGGUCAUUAAAUCUUCUAAUGCCAUAUAACACAUGGUGACUGCACCAUAAAUUAGUGUGAACAGUUUCUGGAAGUGUGCACUUUAAUUUCCUUUUUUGAAUAUUAAACUGAUAAACCUUGUCUAUUCAAGAGUCACUUUUAGACAGCAAAGAUAAUUAGGUUUUAACGUGUUGUCCAUAUCAAAAAUAAUGAAAUUAUACACAAUGUACCAGAAAGUAACAGUUCUCAGUAAAUAAUAAUGAAAAACUGUUAAGAUUUAUAAGUUUCACAUAAUAGAAAAAUGCUUUUGGAGAUCAUUUGGAGAAUCAUGCAAAACUGGAAAUAAGGUACUUUUUGUGGGGGAUAAAAGAGUAAAAAUAUUUUUUAAUAUCCCAUUAGCUGUCAAGUCAGAGCCUAUAUUUUAUAUCUUUUUGAAGUGAUCAAGCAGUACAAAUUAUAAGAUAAUUCUCUAAAAUAAUGACUGUGUGUAAAAAGAAAAAGAUCAAGAACUUCUUAAACAAAAUUGAUGAUUUAGGAAUAUUUUUAUUAAUGUUGCAUUGUAGUUUCUGUAGCUCAAAGUAAAUGCUAAAGGAGUGGUAAAAGCUUUGGAGCUUUUUUUAUGAAAAUCCAUGCCGUCCUUCAGAUUGCUUCAUUGUUCCUUUUUUAGGCUCAUACUUUAUCUUGUCCAAUUGCAAUUGGCAAAUAGAUAAAAUUGGCAAAUAGAUAAAAGUAAUGUCCCCAAGAUGUGUGUGUGCCAGAGCAGCACUGUUUAUUAGAUUGUGUAGUGAUACAUUAGCCAUUUAAAAAUCUUAAGUGCCUCAAAUAAGACAAGGUGUUCCUGCAACACUGAAGGGAAUCUAUUCUAUGCCCACCUGUCAGGGAGCAGAGAGUGGAUAAUUUUGUUAGGUACAGUUACUGGAUUAGCUCUGUAUGUGGGGAGAAUAUAUAGAGCACAAAUUCUGCAGUGAAUUACUGGCAUAUUGUUUUAGGUGUUCCUGUUUGCCAAGUGAUAUUCUGUCUUGGAAAGGCUUUUCAACAUUGGAAAUGCCAAGGGAGGGAGUGAAGUGUUUUUUUUCAAUGGAAAUUCAUUGCAAUUUGCUUUUUUUUUUUUUUUUUUUUUUGUGUUAGAUUUAUUUACAGAAGGAAAUGGCAGACAAGGGCAAUGUAGUUUGUAACACAGUAUGUACUCAUCACCAUGCUCCUCCCUGCCUGUUGUUACCUUGCUUGCACAGAAUCUGUGUAAGAGUCUACAGUUAAAUGCAGGCUUCAAACAGUUAUAUACAAGGCAUAUGUAUUUAUUCAUAUCACAGUUAAAGAAAGUAAAUCAUUUAUCCUUUGUGAGGUUUGAUCCUCAAGGACUAGAUUUCAGUGGUAUUUGCACUUCUUGGGCAGGACAAGACCCACUUUAAUGAACAGUGAUUGUAACAGAUCAUCACAAAGAUUCAAUGGCAGUGGGGGUAAGUGUAUUAACAGAGAAAAAUUGUAAACCAAAGUAAUUCUUCCUCAAUGCUGCAGUAUAAUAGCAAAUGUCUGUCUUUUUUUGUCUCUUUUGGUUUUUGCUUUCUGCGUUAAGCACGUUCUCUUUGACUAAUCCAAAUGCCUUUUAGUCUCUGUGAGCCCAGGGAAGGGGAAGGAGCUGCUACCAGGCCUUGACAUCCUUGUUUCCUGUAAUAGGUGGUGAUGAUGUCGGGUGGGGGGGGAAUGGAAGAAACCCCAAAGAUAAAUGGGCUCAGUCAUCUUAUUUUUAUAAUGUUCCUGCAAGCUUCUGCUUCUUUUUCUCACUCCUGUGUUGCCUUGCUGGGACCAUCCACAGCCUUAAAAGCUGGCUCUCUGUCAUGGAGGCCAGGCUUUGUGUCAAUGACAUGUUGCUGCAGUAAGAGAUUAGUCUGAGUGAGGUUAUUCUGUACAAAAACUAGGGGGUAAAUCCCAGGUGUGUUGAUAGAAUCUGGCUGGAUGUCCUUUCUGCCCUGUGCAGCCAUAAAAUGUUGUUGUAGAUAAAGGCAGUAUUUUGUUAGUCCAUCUGUUAGAGCUGGCCAUGUCCACUUGAACUGUAUCAUCACUACAGCCUAACACUUGAGAAUUCAGUGGAUGUUCCAGUGCACAUUAAAAACCCUUGUGCCCAUUAUCAUCUCAUUUUCUGUGUAUGGUUUACACUGCUACCUUUGAUAUAUUGUUGCCAACUGCUUGUUCUAGUGAAUUGUCAAUGUAUGGCAAUUUGAUUGAAGAUUUAAAGUGUGUACAGUGAUUGUAACUGUUUUAAAAAAUAAAGUCACUGCACAUGCAAUUUUAUAA